GGGGAGAAACCCUAUCAGUGCUUCAAAUGCGGGAAGAGCUUCACUGAUAGCUCCAGUUUCACUAGGCAUCAGAGAAUUCAUACAGGGGAGAAACCCUAUCAGUGCUUCAAAUGCGGGAAGAGCUUCACUGAUAGCUCCAGCCUCACUUCGCAUCAAAGAACUCAUACAGGAGAAAAACCCUAUCAGUGCUUGGAAUGUGGAAAAAGCUUCACUCAUAGCUCCAGCCUCACUUCCCAUCACAGAAUUCAUACAAGGGAGAAACCCUAUCAGUGCUUCAAAUGCGGGAAGAGCUUCACUGAUAGCUCCAGUUUCACUAGGCAUCAGAGAAUUCAUACAGGGGAGAAACCCUAUCAGUGCUUCGAAUGUGGAAAGGGCUUCAGUCGGAAUACUACGCUCACUUCACAUCAAAGAAUUCAUACAGGGGAGAAACCCUACCAGUGUUUGCAGUGUGGGAAGAGCUUCAGUCAGAGGAACAGUCUCACUUCCCAUCAAAGAAUUCAUACAGGAGAGAAACCCUAUCAGUGCUUCAAAUGUGGGAAGAACUUCCGGGAGCGGACGAAACUCACUUUGCAUCAAAGAACUCAUACAGGGGAGAAACCCUAUCAAUGCUUCGAAUGUGGGAAGAACUUCCGGGAGCGGACGAAACUCACUUUGCAUCAAAGAACUCAUACAGGGGAGAAACCCUAUCAGUGCUUGGAAUGUGGGAAGACCUUCAGGCACAGUACUACGCUCACUUCACAUCAGAGAAUUCAUACAGGGGAGAAACCCUAUCAGUGCUUGGAAUGUGGGAAGAGCUUUCGUCAGAAAGGUGGUCUUGCUUUGCAUAGAAGAGUCCAUACAGGGGAGAAACCCUAUCAUUGCCUGGAAUGUGGGAAGAGCUUUAGUCUCAGGCACAGUCUCACUUCCCAUCAAAGAACUCAUACAGGAGAAAAACCCUAUCAGUGCUUUGAAUGCGGGAAGAGUUUUGGGGAUGGGGCCAAGCUCACUUUGCAUCAAAAAACUCAUACAGGCGAGAAACCCUAUCAGUGCUUGGAAUGCGGGAAGAGCUUCAGCCGGAAGUCCACUCUCAUUUUCCAUCAAAGAGUUCAUAGAGGGCAGAAACCGUAUCACUGCUUGGAAUGUGGAAAGAGCUUUAGUCAGAAGGUGAAUCUCACUUUACAUCAAAGAAUUCAUACAGGGGAAAAACCUUAUCACUGCUUGGAAUGUGGAAAGAGCUUUCGUCUGAGUGGUGAUCUCACUUCCCAUCAAAGAAUUCAUACAGGGGAGAAACCCUAUCAGUGCUUGCAGUGUGGGAAGAGCUUCAGUCAGAGGCACACACUCACUUCCCAUCAAAGAAUUCAUACAGGAGAGAAACCCUAUCAGUGCUUCAAAUGUGGGGAAAACUUCCGGGAGGGGAGAAAACUCACUUUGCAUCAAAGAACUCAUACAGGGGAGAAACCCUAUCAAUGCUUCGAAUGUGGGAAGAACUUCCGGGAGCGGACAAAACUCACUUUGCAUCAAAGAACUCAUACAGGGGAGAAACCCUAU
Molecule: messenger RNA, 1527 nt
Organism: Podarcis muralis (Common wall lizard)
Lineage: Eukaryota; Metazoa; Chordata; Lepidosauria; Squamata; Lacertidae
Source: RefSeq, a predicted model, not a curated record